AUGAAUUACCUUCCUGUGAUUUCUAACGGAGCAGAUCUCCUUCUGCUUAUAGCAGUAGGAUAUUUCCUUGUUAAACUGAAAGUUAUUGCCUUCUCUACAAUCGCUGCUACUAACAGAUUCUUAUUAACCAUGUGUUUUCCUUUAUUAAUCUUUCGAUCAGUCGCAAAGUCAAAAUUCGGAAAUAUAAACUUUACACCAAUGGUUAUUGGAGCAUGCAUAGUUAUAGGUAACUACAUUUUAUGCGCAGUAGUUGUAUUUUUCGUUAAAACAAAGAAAUUUUACUAUUAUUUAAGUACAGCACUUCCUGUAUGCUACACAAACUAUCUAAUCAUUGGUCUACCAUUCUUCCACGUGAUUUGGCCAGGUUUGGACGAUUCUAUGGUUACAAUUAUCAAUUUAACAAAUGAUAUCAUCGCUAUCCCUAUUUUCCUCAUUAUGUUGAAUAUAUACCAGGUACAGGAACAUAAUAGAGUACAUCAAGAAAAGCACAAUGGUCAAAUUGAAAAAUUUUCUUUCAAACUUAUCCUAACUAUCAUAAGGAACAUCAUAAUGAAUCCCAUUAUGUUUGGAAACAUCAUAAGUUUCAUUUGGUGCGCUACAGGCUGGGAAAUUCCAACUUAUCUGAUGAGUUUCGCAAAUUUAGCUGCAAAUGGUGUUCUUGGCUUAUGCUUAAUCUGUGUUGGUGGAUUCCUUUCUCAAUUUGCAUUAGUUGCUUGUCCUUGGCCUCAAUUUAUUUUUAUGUUACUAAUGAGACACAUAAGUAUGCCAUUCGUUGGUGCUCUUGCAUGUUAUAUCUUCAAAGUGAAGCCAUUGCUCGCAAGACAAUGCACUCUUGUCGCUUCUUUACCUUCUGCCACGGCAAGUUUCUUACUUUCGCAUAAUGCGAACACAGGACCAGGAGCUUCGUCUACUAUGAUCUUCUUUUCUACUGUUUUUUGUGUCCCCGCUUUGAUCGGAUGGUUAUACGUACUUGAUAAGCUCCAUAUCUUUGUCGAUGAAUAA
This is a messenger RNA of Trichomonas vaginalis G3, 1002 nucleotides long. RefSeq names its product intracellular auxin transport. Bases 1 to 1002 code for a protein of 333 amino acids. The transcript has a single exon. Gene Ontology annotation, biological process: transmembrane transport. Lineage: Eukaryota; Parabasalia; Trichomonadida; Trichomonadidae. The record is from RefSeq and is a predicted model, not a curated record. Gene Ontology annotation, cellular component: membrane.